Molecule: messenger RNA, 17464 nt
Organism: Schistosoma mattheei
Lineage: Eukaryota; Metazoa; Platyhelminthes; Trematoda; Strigeidida; Schistosomatidae
Source: the annotation of a GenBank genome assembly
AUGUCUUCAGUUGAAUCCCUUAUCCGGACCUUUCCCGAUAACUUAUCGUCACAAAGGAUACUGGAUAAAAAAUGUGAGAAAAAAGGAAGCAUUGUGGGAGGUGUUUUACUGAGAAACCGUAAUGAAGAUAUACCUCUCACACCAUCACUGUUUGCCUACAAAAUGUCUUUGACUUCAGAAGAAUUGUAUAAGCAAUUAUUUUACAGUCAUAUUCCUGAGACGUUGGCUCUGCAUGACAUGUCUUUGAUUGGGGAUCAAAAGACGACAUCAUUUCCUGUCAAUCGUCCAUUUUUUCAACCAUUUCCUUCUGAGCUUAUUUUUCAACGGUAUGAACCUGGAAAAUCUUAUGAGUUGCCGUUAGUACUUCGUAAUAUGGAUAAGGUUUCAAGAACAGCUCAUUUGAUUCAAAAUGAUACUCCAUACUUUAAAAUAAAAUGUUUGAGUACACAAGGGUCUAAAGUGGCAGCUGGUUUGUCACUUUCUUUCACAAUUGUCUUCACUCCUGAUGCUAACCAGGAUUAUCGACACGACCUUAUGUGUGUGACUGAUAGAGAACUGUUCUCCGUUCCUGUAUUUUGCAUUGGCCCAAGAGCGGUUCUAGAACUGCCUGAUGAUAUCUGUUUUGAUGAGGUUCCAGUGAAAGUAAUGAGUAAAAAGUUAAUAGGCGUGAGGAACAUUGGGAACUGCCAGGCCUCUGUAAAGUUUGAUACCAUGAAGCCGUUCUUUGUUGAACCCAUAUCUUUGAAAAUUGAAUCUGGUGCACUAGAAGAGAUAAAGGUUUCAUUCAUUCCUGAAAACACAGGAGAGGUCUCGAAGAGUAUGUUCAUCAUUUAUGAUACUGGAGAAAGACUUCAGAUUAAUCUUCACGGUCAGGGACGAGAAUCGUUGGUUUAUCUUAGAGAUAACAAAGUGUCAGUGAACGGAACAUUCAUUGGAUUACAUUCGCAAACAAAAGCUUUCAUCGUAAACGACUCAUCUGAUGUUAUCAGUUUUAAGUGGAGUCCUUUUGAAAAUAGCGAAGAAGAGUCACUUGUGAAUGACUUAUUAGUUGGAACGUUGAAUAACGCUUGUGAUUUUAAAUCUUUACUAAAGCAAAAGUUGAUUACGUGGGUCAGGAAAUUUUCUGAUCAACAAAUACCAUAUCCAACAAAUAUUCAAACAAUGGAAUCUUCUCCAUUCAAUAUUGAACCAAUUGAAGGACGUAUUCAACCAUAUACAACAUAUGAAUUUAUUGUACAUUUUAAUCCAGAAAAAGCUAAUUUAUAUGAAGAUCUAUUUUAUUGUGAUGUUGAUGGUGUACAAAAACGUUUAAUUCUAUCAAUUCAUGGUGAAGGUUUAGGACCGAAAAUUAAAUUCUCAUAUAAAUAUUUAAAUAUGGGAAAGAUAUUUAUUGGUUCAAAGCAUAAAUAUGAAUUGGUUAUAUCUAAUACUGGAUUAAUUGAAACAAUGUUUUCAAUUCAUUGUAAAAAUAAAACUGAAGGAGAUGAGAAUAGUCAAAAUAUAACUAAAUUUGGUAAAUAUUUUCAUCUUAUACCUGAUGAAGGAUUAAUUUGUCCUGGUGGUUAUCAAGUAAUACAAAUUGAAUUUAAUUGUAAUGAUUUACUUGGAGAAUUUAAUGAAAUAUUUCAAUUUGCUUUCGAUGGAUCAUCUAAUUUGAAGAGAUUACAUUUAGAAGUUCUAUUAUUCUUUAAUUUAAUUUAUAGUGGUACUGUGGUUGGACCAACAUUUCAUUUUGAUGUUCCAUCAGUGGAAUUUGAUCAAGUUUCUUAUGGAUUUUCAAAAGAGAAAAUUAUAACGUUGCAUAAUACUUCAUUUAUACCAAUGGAUUUUAUUCUUCGUAUCAUUGAUGAUGAUGAUGAUGAUAAUGAUAAUGAUGACAUGGAUGGUGAUAAUAAGAACAAACAAGAUGAACAAUUGAAUGUUAUUUCAAAUCAUCAUUCAAAUUUACAUAAAUCAUUUGAUAAUGCAAUAUUUCAAAUUACUCCAAACUAUGGAAAUCUACUUCCAAUGAGUUCAAUAAAUAUAUCCAUAAGAUUUAGUCCAAAAUAUUUAGGUUUAAAAAAGUAUAAAUUAAUUGUUGAUGUUAUAAAUGUUGGGAAAAAAGCACAUUGGUUACCAGUAUCUACUGAGGCUAUCCGUCCAGAUGUAAUUGUAACACCGGAAUUGAUAAAUUUGAAGAGAUGUUUUAUUAAUUAUCCCUAUACCAUUGAAAUAACAUUAACAAAUCAAUCAAUCGAACCAGCUAGUUAUCAGUUUGUUGAACAAUUAGCAACAGUAGAAAAAGUAAAAACUAUAAAACUACAAACUACUACAAAUCAAGAAAACGAUUCUAGUAAAGAAUCCAAGUUACAAUAUUCAAUAAAUAAUCCAGAGGGAUUUAUUAAUGGAUUAAAUUCUGUUAAACUGUCAAUAACAUUUAAAGCAAAAGUAUUAGGAUCAAUUACAAGUGAAUUAUGUUUCAAAAUUUGUGGCAUCAAUGAGAACCCAUUGAAAAUACCUGUAAAAUGUAUGGGAGAAGGUCCAGUGUUACAUGUUGAUCAAACAAAAUUAGAAUGGGGAACAAUCACUGUAUUACAACCAGUUGUUAAAAUAUUAAGAAUUUCAAAUGAGUCGUGUAUUGAUGCUAAUUAUAAUGCUAAGCUGGUACGAAAUGAUACUGUUUAUAAAGCUGAACCAUAUUCUGGAACUAUUCCAGGUUAUAGUCAUAUAGAUUUGAAUAUAAUUGCAAAUCUAGAUGAUAUUAUAUUAUUUAAAGAUCAGUUAAUUGUACAAGUUGAAAAUACUUCAAAACCAUUAAAAAUUGAACUAAGUGCAACUGGUCAAGGUGGUACAAUUGUAACACAACCAUCAAUGAGUUCUGUAUUAAACUUAGGAAGUCAAUUUAGUGUUAAUCCAAUGAGAAAAUAUUUUAAAGUUAUAAACAAAGGAAGGAGGUCACAACAAAUAAUUUGGUCUAUAGAUGGACAAUCACCACGUAAAUCAAUCCAUAUGGAUGGUCAAUUAUCAGAUAAAUCGGAAUCAAGAUGGUCAAUUACACCACAUCGUUUUGAUCUUAAUCCAGGAGCAUCUACAGAAAUUUGUCUAGAAGUUCAAUGUGAUAGUGUUAAUACGAUUCAUGAGAAAAUUUUAUGUCAUUCAAUUAUUGGACGAAGUGCUAAAUAUUUAAUUAAAACAGUUGAUGUUUCUAUUGACUUUAUUAAACCAGUUAUUGAAUUAUCUACAAGUGAACUGUUUUAUCGAAUAGAAAAGGCACCAUCAGAUGAAUUAUCUAUACAAUUCAAUCAUUUCACAAUGACUAAUAAAGUAGAUUUAUUAUUAACAUGUUUAUUGGAAGUUUGCAGUCCAUUCAACUUGUUUAUCGAUGAAAGUUACUCAUCUACAAUGACAUUUCAAUUGAAACCAUUUGAAUCAAAAGAAAUAACAGUUUCAUUUAAUCCAAAAUAUAAAGAUGAUUUAUUUAGUAGAAGAGCUGAUGAAUUAUUAUUUAUUAAAUAUGCUGAGCAUCCACAAACUGAUGCUGUACGAUUAAUUGGUGAAGUACAUUUUCCAAAUGUUCAAUUUAGUUCUAAUCUAAUUGAUUUUGGUUGUAUAUUAAAUCAUACAGAAAUGACAGAACAUUUAAGUAUGAAAAAUAUUAGUCCUUUACCAGUAAAAUUUCGUUGGAGUUUACUUAUUGGUGAUCGACCAAAUAUUAUAUUUAAACGUCAAGCACGAUUAAUAGAAGAUCACAUUCCUAUGAAUGUUCAAAAAUUAUUAUCUAAUUCUCAUAUCAUUGAUAAUAAAAACAUUGAAAAUACCAUACAAGAUAGUUGUCAAGAUACUAAUGACAUAGAAGAUGAAAUAAAAAUCAAUGAAUCAUAUAAUGAAUUCAAUCAAACUAUUCUAAAUGAUUCAACUAAUGAACAUAUAUUAGAUAAUGUAAAUCUUAAUUUAUCUACUACUGAAAAUAGUAUAUUACGUAAUUUAAUUGAUGAAGAUGAAGAUAUUAUACCAUUAGGUAUUGAAGAAUUAUUUGAUAUUGUACCAUUAUAUGGUGAAAUUAAUCCAGGUGAAACAAUCUAUUUAAGUUGUACAUUUUAUGGACAUUCUAAUAUUGAAGCAUCUGUAUUAGCUUUAUGUGAAAUUGAUCAUGGUCCUAAAUAUCAUAUUGAAUUAAAAGGUUCUGCAUCAGAUAUUGAUUAUCAAAUUGAUCAAACUGAUCAUAUUGAUUUAGGUUAUCAUCGUUUAAAUCAAUCAAUAAUCUAUCAAUUUAAUAUAAUGAAUAUAGGUAAAGUGAAUUUUAAUUAUAAAAUUUCUUUUCCUACACAUGAUUUUAUUGAACAAACAACAUUAAUUAAAAUGACUGAAUAUGGUCAAUAUAAAAUUAUACCAUCUUAUGGUCAAAUUAUUAAUAAUCAAUCACAAUCUAUUCAAAUUAUUUAUCAACCAUUAAAACCGGGUUAUUUUGAACAAGAAUUAAAUAUUCAAAUAGGAUAUUUUUUACCAAAAUCUAUUAAAAUACAUGGUUUAAUUGAUUUUAAUUAUUUAAAUAUAAAUUUACCACGUUUAUGUAUGAUUCAAACAAAAAAUAAUCAUCAUCAACAACAACAACAAAUCAAUAAUGAUCAAUUAAUAAUCAAUAAAGAAAUCUCUUCAUCGAUUUAUCAAUUCACUAUGUUCAAAUUAAUUAAUCAAUUAUAUAAUGAUCUAAUCAAUUUUAUUGAUUUAUUGGAAAAAGAACAACAACAAAAUAGAUCAAUUGUUUGUUUAUGUGAUACAAUCUUUUCAAAUCGAUCAGAUUUCAUAUUAAAUUCUAUUCAUAAUCAUAAUCAAUAUGAUCAAAUAUUUAUGCAUAAUAUUAAUUGUCCUAUUACAAAAGCAAUUAAACAAAUAUUAACAAAUCAAUAUUAUAGAAUGAACCAUAUACCUGAGAAGAUAAUCAAAUUGAUACCAGAUUUAUAUUUACAAUUAAAUGCAGAAUAUGAAUAUAUUUGUAAUCUAUUAAAUGAUAACAAUAAUAAUCAAUAUCAUAAUGAUAAUCAAUUAAAAGUAGUUACCGAGACAGAAGAACAAGUGAAAUUAUGUUUUAUAAAAAAUUUAUACCUACCAUCAUAUUUACUUGAUUUUGGCAUAGUUAUAAUCGGUUCAAUUAUGAAACAAAAUAUAUCUAUUAUUAAUACAAGUUAUGAACCGAUUAGUUUUCGUUUUGAUACAACAUCUUUAUCAAAAGCUAAACAAUUUGGAUUUAGUACAAAUAUAACAAAAAUUUAUCAUUUACCUGGUUAUCCAGAUUGUGAACAAUUAGAUGUGGAAAUUACAUUUGAUACAAAACAAAUUAAUCAGUUAAUAAAUGAAAAUUUCAUUCAAACAGAAUUAAUUAUCAAAAUACUCAAUGGACCUUCAAUAUCAAUAUUACUUAGAGCUAAUAUUGUAAAACCAACAUUAACAUCACAUAUAAAUACAGUUGAUUUUGGUGAAGUUCAACGUGGUGAAGCACGUAUAAUUACAGUACAAUUACAUAAUCCAUCUCCUGUUUCAAUAAAUUGGUAUCGUUUAAUACCAGAAUUACAAACUACUAAAAAUACUACUGAUUCAGUUUAUCCGGUUAGAGUUCAAUAUAAAUCAUACCAAAGUUUAUUAAAAGAGAAACAAAUAAGGAUUUUUGAAGUUAUACCAAGUAGAGGGAUAUUAGAACCGAAUGAAAAAACUAAUAUACAGAUAAGGUUUAUACCACUUGAAGAGAAGAAGUAUGAAACCAAGAUUCUAUUGAGCAUUGAAAAUACUGAUACAAUUUUAAAAAUUCACUGUCAAGGUAAAGGUUUAGAGCCACAAUUAAUAUUCGAUCGUGUUAUGUUACAAUUUCAACCAAUUUUACCAUAUUCAUUAAUUGGAAGUGAAGAAAUUGUUACUAUAACCAAUCCAUGUGAUUACCCAAUAGAAUUUUAUUCACUUGAAUUGGAUAAACAAGUUGUUCAAGAGGAUGAAAUAUUAAGAUCUAUAGAUGGAUAUGAUGAAUAUGGAAGAUUAUUAUUACCAUUACGUAAACCAGGAGUUUCUUCAUCAAGUACAUCAUUAAAAGAGGUGAAAAAAUCUAGUACAACCACCACUAAUACAACUCCAACAAAUAAUACUACUUCAACUAGUACAUCAGAACGUAAUAAAUCUGAUCAUCGAAAUGUAUUGUCUGAAUUAAUUCUCGAUGAGAUUAAACAUGAAGGUAGUAAAAUAUCAAAUUUCAAUAAUUUCAGUAAUGGAAAACAAACAUUAGAUGUUACACCUGUAUCACUAGCAAUAUCACGACAUUUGGGUAUGGAUUUAACUCAUGAGUCAUAUAAAUCAGGUAAAUUCGGUAUUGUAAUUCUUGUCAAUGGAGCAUUAGAAUCUAUUAGACGUGAUAUUGUCAAAGAUUUAGCUAGUAAAUAUCAAGCAACUGUAAUUAACCUUAAUCAAAUUAUUAUUGAAGCAUUACUUACAAGUACAACUGAUGCAGCUUGUCAAGCAAGACAAAUCUGUUUAAAUGUUGGUCUAGAAAUAAUUCAAGCAAAAUUGUAUACAAAACAAAAAGAACUUCAAGAACAUGAGCUAGAACAAUGUCAGUUACAACAAUUAGCUGAUUUAGAAGUUAAAUUAGAUUCACCUGUAGAAUUAUCAGAUGAUGCACAAAAAGAUGAAGUUGAUCUAUCUACUGCAUCUAUUAGUGGAGAACAGUCCAAAGUAACCACUGGUCAACAACAUAAAACAUCAGUUAAUCGACAAGGUCAAGUUCCACACAAAAUGAUGGGAUAUCGUGGUGCAUUAAAUGUACCUCGAAAAUUAAACGAUACUUCAUCAACUAUACCUGAAUAUAAUACAACAUGCAAAUCACGACGAAUUACAUAUUCAAUAUUUGAUGAUAUAAUCAAAUCAUCUAUUGAGAAAUCAACAUUAAAUUUAUUAAAUAAUGAACAAUUAUAUACAACAAUUUUACCUGAUGAUAUAAUAUUACAUUUAAUACAUGAAUAUUUCAAUCAACAUAGUAACAAUAACAAUAAUAAUAAUACGAAUAAAGGUAUCAUUAUAGAUGGAAUUGAAUCAGAUUUUACCAAAAAUAGCAUAGCAACAAUAGAAUUAUUAUUAAAAUAUUUUAAAAAUAAUUAUAAAUAUAUUUAUACAAUAAGUAUUAAAUUCAAUUAUGAACAAUAUAAACAAUAUAUCAAUGAAAAACAAAUAAAAUUAAAUGAAAUCAAAAAUGUAUUCAAUAAACAAUAUCAUGAAAAGUUAAUUGAUUUAACUGAUUAUGAAUAUGAUGAAUUAAAUGAGAAUGAACGUCAAAUCAUUGAUCAUUUACAAUAUGAAUUACGUCAUGAAAAACAUCAAAUUGAAUUAGAAAAAAAACGUAUACAAGAAGAACAAUUACGUGAAGAACAAGAAGCUGAAAUGAAACGAUUAGAAAUGGAAAGAAACAUGAAGAAAAGAGGUAAACGACAAGAUGAAAAAAUAACUAAACCAAUUACAUCGAAUCAAGUAUCAGUUAAAGAUAAUCGUGCAUUAUCUGGUCGAAUGAGUUCAAAACCUGUGAAAGACAUCAAUAGUAAUUUGGGAAAAUUAGAUGCAGUAGAUAAAUCCCCUUUAUCAGUUUUAGAAGAAACACGCCGUACAUCACGAUCUCAUGAAAAACAUCGUAGAUCUGCAACUAGUUUCAAAGAUGAAGCAUUAGCUGAGGAAGAAGUUGGAGCGUGUAUGACAGAAGAAGAACACCUAUUAUAUCAAACCUUGAAGUCAUUUGAAGGUGACUUUCGUUCUCUGUGUGAAUUACUUAGUACAUGGAAUCGCGUUACGUUACAACAACAAGUAUCAUUAUUAGAAUCACAUGAAGAAAGUCCAACCUCAACUAUUGUCAAUUUACCUAUUGGUAAACGUGCUAGACAAAGUGGUUUAAAUUUUCCAUCUAACACUGUCAGUACUAAUUUAAACAAAACGAAACAUUCAAUUGGUAAAGUUGAUCCUCCCAAUAUACAAGUUAUAAAUGAAAAUAUAACUGUUUUAUUACCACCAAUCUAUUGUGAUGUGAAUAUAAUGAAUGACAACCAACCUAAUAAUAAUAAUAAUAAUAAUAAUAAUAAUAAUCUAGUUGAAAUGAAAAAUGACAAAGACUCAACUGAUAAUGGUGUACAAAUUAUUGGGAUACCACAUCUAGUUGUUGAAUUUCCAUUCAAAAAAGAUACAAAUAUUAUUGAAGCUAUUAAACAGGAAAUCAACUUAAUGUUAACCGAUCCAGAUUUGAUUCAUGUUGAAAGUAUAGUUGGUACAAAGAUUAAAGAUAAUUUGUUAAUGACAAACAGUUCAGGACAACAACAACAACAACAAAACACAAUAUCAACCGAACUUUGUCAAUUAUUGUCAUAUCAUUUACCUGAACUCAAUGAAAUAAUCAAUUAUCUUGGUAUUGGAUCCGAUGGGCCACCUAUACCAGAACCAAACAAUUUCUCAGUUAUAUAUUAUCCAAUUAAUAAUGAUACUACUAAUACAUUAAGAAAUAGAAAACAAAUUAAACAAUCAAGAAUAAUAAAAUUAAAUGAACAAAAAUCAAUUCAUAUAAAUUUGAAAUAUUAUGAAUUUUUACAUUCUGGUCAAGGUGAUCCAAUUAUGAAUACUGUACCAAUAGGAAGUUUAUUACAACUAACUGAUUCAAUUGGAGAUGAAGAAUUAGAAGGACGAAUAGAAACCAAUGAAUCUUCAAAUAAACAAAAAGUUGGCGAUUCAUCGCGUAAAACAGGUGGUCGAUCUAUUAAAAAAGAACGCAAAUCACCAAGACAAAAGCAUCAAACGUUAGAUCAAGGUGAAACUACAAGUCGUAAACCAAAAGUUUCUAUUGGUGGUGCAAACAUCGGUAAUGGUGCUGCUAGACGUACUUCUGUCAUAAGCAUACCUUCAGAGCAAACAUCUUUGAAUGAUGAAAUUUCAAGCAUUGAAUCUAAUCAAUUAUUGAUCGGACAACCUCUCAAUCAUUUUCGUUGGAUUGUACCUGCUAAAGGACAGGUUCGUUUGAGAAUUCGUUUUCGUUGUGAUCAAGUUGGUCAGUUUGAUCAGAUAUUCAAUUUUGAAUUAUUGAAUAGUAGGAGGAUUUAUCAAUUAUAUUGUCGUGGAAUAUGUGCUUUACCAACAAUUAGCCGUGAACCAAGAUUAAUAUAUGCAAAACGUAAACGUACUUGUAACCAAGGUGAAAUUAUUCAUGGUACCUAUUUAAUGUCUACAUCAUGUUUUGAAUUUGGACCAUUGUUAAUUGAAAAAUCUAAAGAACGAAUACAAGAAAAUUGUUAUCCUGAAAAUAUUACCUACUUUAAUUUAGUGAAUACAUCACAAAUGGAUUCAGAUAUUAAAUUAUACUUUUUAAAUGAUCCAGAUGAAGAAUGUUUUAGUGUAGAACCAAAAGAAUUAAAUCUUAAACCAAAUCAAUCCAAUAGUGUACGUAUUUGUGCAUUUCCAAAAUUGAAUAAACAUUAUGAUGAUGCACUUGUUUGUUUAAUUAAAGAUAAUCCAGAACCAAUUCUAUUUAAAUUAGCUUGUGAUGGUGUUUUACCAGAAUUGGAAUUGGAUAAAAAAGUAUUUAAUUUUGAAAAAGUAUUAUUACAAAGGAAAGAAGUACGUUCUAUUAUUUUGAAAAAUCGCACUUUAUUACCAGCUCAAUGGAAAUUAUCUGGAAUCGAAGCGUUAGGUGACGAAUUCUCUGUAUCACAAGAUGCUGGCAUUGUUGAACCACAGUCAGAAUCUAUUGUCUAUGCUUAUUUUCGUGCAAUGAAAUCUGUCAAACCAAACCAGAAGAGAAGCUUACGUCUUGAAGUUUAUGAUUUAGAAAAUAUUGCUGGUUUAAUACAAGUAGAAACUAUACAAGUGAUGGCUGAAGCAUAUGAUGUUGCUUUAGAUAUUACAUUUCCUAAGGGGAGUGAUGGUGGUAUUGAUUUCGGUUUAAUCAAAGUUGAUGAAGAAGUUAAACAUGCUAUUACAUUGAAGAAUAAAGGUCCUUAUGAAAUAGUAACUAACUUUAUCUUUACAAAGAAUGAUAAAUUUAAAACAGAUUUUAGUAGUAUCUUCACUAUGUCACCUCAACGUAUCAGUCUAUCUCCAACAGAUAAACUCACACAAGUAAACCUAACAUGUUUCACACAAUCAGAGUUAAUUUUAAAAGAAGCAGAAAUACUUAAAUGUCAAAUUAUUGAACCAAAUAUUAAAGGAACUCCACAACUGAUUGCAUCAAUUCCAAUAAAAUUGUCUGUAAAAGCAGAAUUCAGCAAAUUUACAAUUUCUCCCGCACAUGAUAUUAAUUUUGGUUCACUUAUAUUAAAUAAUCAUAAAACAAGACAAUUGAUCAUUGAAAAUAAUGGAGAUUAUGAAUUCCGUUACUCAAUUAUACCUGUUAGUAAAAUGUUAGAGCUAUUAGCAACACGUGAAGCUUUAUUGAACAAAGAAUCUACAGGCACGGUGAAACAUAAAAUAUAUCAUCGUAAAACUAAAAGGUUAGAUCCAACCAUGUUGAGUUCAUCACAAUCUCGUUUACAGCAAGGUUUUUUCACAUUGAGUCCAGCUAGUGGAAUUGUUCCACCUGGAAAUGCACAAAUUAUAACAGUUGAUUGUUUGGCUGCUUCAUUGGGUCAAUGUUUAGAAGAAUUAACGAUUGAAAUAUCUGAUCGUGAUAUGAAAUUAUAUCCACAUGGAAUACCAUAUCAUCUUAAAGCUGAAGGGGAUCUACCACUAAUUGAAACCAAUGAUCCUUCAAUAAUAUUUGAAGAACAUCAUGUUUGCAAAAAUCUGAGUGUUUUAGAUUUGCCUGAUCUAUCAGAUACGAUUUCAUCCGGCAGUAUAUUUGGAAUUGAAGAAAAUCGCUUUGUUUAUAGAAAUGUUUUAGUUGGUUCACGUGUUGUUGCACGUUUCCGUAUAGCUAAUCGAAGUAAUGUACCUGCAGAUGUUUCAUUUGAAGUUUGUGCAGUCGGAACAGUUAGUCCUAAUCAACCAAAUGGACGUUCAAGUAGCCGAAGUAGUCAAUCUACUAGUUGUGAUUCGUUUGAAGUGAUACCAGAUAAAGCUCAGAUAGAACCACAUUCAUCUAGUUAUGCAAAUGUAACGUUUUGUCCAACAUCUAUGCAACUUUACACAGCAACAUUUAAUGUAUAUGUAGACAAUAAACUAUCUCCAAGUACCAUAGUUACUUCAGGUCGAGGAAGUACUAGUUCCAGUACAAAACGUUCUUCAAAUCCACCUGUUCUUACUUUUGAAUUAUAUGGUGAAGGAAAUCUACCACAAAUAAGUGUUUUACAACCAAAACUUCGCAAUCGUGCUGGCCAAACAAUGUGCGUGUUUAAACGCAUUCAAGUUGGUAAAAUAUCAAGUCAGACAUUGUCUCUUCAGAAUAAUGGAUUAUUAAAUAGUCGAUUGAACAUUGAUCUCAUUGAUCCAGAAGGGGUGUUUUUAUUGAAGCCACAAUCGAACAAUGGUUGCCUACUGUUUUACAAUCCCCCAAACAUGUCGGCUGAUUGUACUAGUGAAUCAACUGGUAAUGAUGAAUUAUCUAUAGCUAAACAAUCAUAUUUAAUUGGUUUAUUAUUAAAACCUAAGCAUCAAUUUAAUUUAACAAUUUCUUAUAAACCAAAUAAACGUAAUAUUAAAAAUUAUGGACAAAUUCAAUUAAUCGUAGUAAAUAAUGAAUAUGAAGAUACAUUAAUUGAAUUAAUUGGUGAAUCAUUAAAUGAUGAAGUAUGUAUUGAAAAUGUACCACAAUUAGAUAAUGACAAAUAUUUAUGUAUACAAAAUGCAUUAAAACGAAUAGUUUCUGUAUCGAAAUUACCAUUAGACGAUAUGGAUUGUGAUCCUAAUCAAGAUGAGAUUCAAACUACGUCAGCAUUACAACAUAACCAUUUAGACUUUGGUGACUGUGGUCCAAAUGAAACUAUAACGCGUACAAUAACAAUCACUCAUUGUGGCAAAGUUAAAGAGACAGAACCGACUAGUUUUCGUUUCAGUUGGCCAACUAAUAAUCCGAUUCUUCAAUUUCGACCAUCUGAAGGUCAUUUACAUGUAAAUCAAUCUAGACGAAUUGAAGUUACAUUCAAACCAUCUGGUUCACCAAUAACACUUAAAUCUCAAUGUAUUAAAUGUAACUUACAUCGUAUUGUUGUACCCGUUCCAGAGGGUUGUACGAAAGCUGUUGACUGGGAUGAUACAAAACAAGUUAUUCGUUGGGUUGAUGUACCUGGAGACAAAACGAAUGGACCAGAUUCUUCAAAUCGUUCAAUACCAACAACAACAUCAACAACAACGACAACAGGAACAGUAAACUCAUUGAAACCAACAAAUCAUAUUCAAACAAUAAUAAGUUCAGAUAAUUUACAAGAACGAAAUAUUCAUAUGAAUUGUAAUUAUGGUUCAUCUAAUGAAAUAAUUUGUCGUAAACAAAAAUUAAUUGAAAUUGAACCAGAACCUCAUUAUGAAGAAGUAUUCGAUCAAUCAGAUCCUAAACCAAUAGAAUUAUUCAUAUCUGCUAUAGCUGAUUUUGUUCAAUUUCGUUGUGAUCCAAAUAGAAUUGAUUUUAAAGAAACAAAUAUUUUUGAAAAACGAAUAUACAGAUUUGAAUUAUUUAAUCAAGGAUUAAUUACAUUACAUUUUAAAUGGUCAAUAUAUAUGAUAAGUUCAAUGCCUGAAAAUGAGUCAAAUAAAAAUAUUAAUAUUAAUGAAUGUCGGAGCACUGAUGAAAAUCAAAAUGAACACUGGGAUAAAUCACUUAUUCCAUUCAAAGUUUAUCCAAUUGAAGGUUGUAUACUACCUGGAAAAUCACAAUUUAUCGAGGUCACUUUUAGUCCACUUUUACUUGGUGAAUUUGAAGCGCAGCUUACGAGUAAAAUUGAUAAUUUAGCUCAACAAUCAUCCAAUACAAAUCGUAAUCGACCAAUUUUGACACCUCCAGUAAUCACAAUAACAGGGAAGUCAGAACAUUCAAUUCUACACUUUGAUUUAUGUGACUCAGAUUAUAUCUCAAGUGGGAGAAGAAAUCCAGAAUUACCUGGACCAAAUGGAACACCAUUCGGUGAAAGCCUAGAUCCAUUUACUAGAGUUAUUGAAUUCAAUACAAUUGGUCUAGGCUUAAAAUCUACUCGAUACUUUUCAAUUGUUAAUACAACUAGAGAAGAUUUCGAAUUUAUGAUUAUAAAUGAAGAUUCAAUUAAUGUUAAACAACCCCAAUCAGUUAAAUGUAUUGAAGAAAAGGGGAUUAUCUUAGCUGGAAAAAAAGUUAAUAUUGGAUUUGAAUACAUUUCUUACCAACUUGGACUCAUUGAAUCGUUUUGGCGAUUUGUUGUAAACAAAUAUGAAUAUAGUGUUCCAUUACUUAUUGUCGGUAAUACAAGGGAACCAAAUAUAUUAUUUGAUCAAUCACAUAUUAACUUUAAUGCUGUACUUGUUGGUCAUCAAGUUAGUAAAACUGUCUUGUUAAUUAAUCAAGAAGUUUCAACGUCAAUAUCAUCAACUACUUUCAAUGACAUAUGUAUGAAUAAUGAAGAACAAUCCUCAAAUAUAUUCGAGUUUGAAUUUUUGAAGUCAAGUCUUCAUAGUGCUGGAAAACAAGAUUCGAUUAUUGUUGAACCGAUGUCUGGUUAUAUUCCACCUGGUACAAAAUUACCUAUUCAAAUUACUUUUCAAGCAAAUGGUGAACGUGAAACUAAUAUCAAUUUACAAUGCCUUAUAAAACAUCGUGAUUUACCUUUAACAUUAAAUGUUAAAGCUCAAGGAUAUACAAUUCAUUCAUCAUUAUGGAUUGAUUGUACUCAAUCAAAUAAUAACAAUAAUCAUAAUGACAAGACAUGUACAGCUACUAGUGAACUAAUUGAACUUACACCAUUAUGGUCACCAUGUAUUGGUAUUGAUCUAAUAGAUCUUAUCAAUAAAUCAAUAAAUCGAAUUCAAAAUGAUCAAAAUUUAAUCAAUAAAUUUUCUGAAUUAAAUUUUGGUAAAUUUUAUCCUGGUGAAUGUAUUACACGUAAAUUAGUAGUCUAUAAUAAUGGAAAAUAUAAAUUUGAUUUCAUAUGUCAAUUUAUGUCAUUGAAAGGUAAUACAAGUAUCAAUCAGAAAAAUGUACAGAAACAUAAUAAAGAACAACAAUUGAUUGAUCAAUUAAUCAAUGGUUUCACUAUAGAUGAUAUCAAUCAAUCACCAUCAUUAAUAAUCAAUCCUAAUUCUGGUAGUUUAUUACCAAAUGAAAAGUUGACAUGUACAAUUACAUUUCAAUUACCAAAACAACUAAAUGUAUUAGGUGUAAAUCAUUUAAAAUUAUAUAAUUUACUUGGUAUUUGUUUUAUAAUACGUGAUGGUCCUAUUUAUGGUAUUAAAUUAUUAGGUUCAAUCAAAAAACAAAUGAUACAAUUUUCUGAAACUUCUAUUGAUUUCGGUUCACAAUUCAUUAUGCAAUCCGGUCUUAAACCAUCCAUACGUUAUUUAUAUAUUAGUAAUAAUGAUAUAAAACAAGAAUUAAGUAUUGAAUGUAUUACAAAAUCAUCAAAAAUAUUCUCUUAUAAUUUUAUACCAACAAUUUUACCAAAGAAAAAACAACAAGAAACUAUUGGAUCCAAUUCAAAUAUUCUAUGUUUACCAAUAUACUUUUAUCCAUACCAUGAUCAAUUUUAUAAAGAAACAAUAAUAUUUGAAAUUAAUGGUUGUAGUCAAUAUACAAUUGAUUUAUUAGGUAAAGGAUGUGAAUUAUUCAUUGAACCAAAAGUAUAUCCAUUAUUGAUGAUGAAUAAAACUAAGAAAGGUCUUACAAAAAUCACUCAAGUUAAUGAUGAAGAUGGAUCCAUUCAUGAUGAAAGAUGUAUCAAUUUAGGUUAUUUAAAAACUGGUCAAAUAUCACGACGAUUUGUUAGUUUAAUUAAUAAAAGUUCUGCACCAAUAUGUAUACAUCAAAUCCAUUUGAAUCAACCACAAUCUAAUAAUAAUAAUAAUGAGAAUAAAUCUAAUUCAAUUCAUAUACAAUUUUGUAAAUCAAUUUCUAUGGAUAAACAAUUCAAUGAUUUUGGACCGAUCAAAGAAAUUAUGACACCAAUAAUUAUUCCAUCAAAUGGAGGGGAAAUAAUGAUCAUGUUAAGUUUAACAUCAAAUUAUCGAUUACCUAGAUUUAUUGAAGAAGUUCUAUGUGAAAUUUCACGUGUAGAUCAAAAUCAUCAUAAUAAUGAUAAAAAUAUAAUUCAAUCGUCUAAGAAUCAUAUAAACACUACUAUAACUAUGAAUAGUAACCAUAGAAAUAAAGAAGAAAUGAUUUCAAAUCUACAAGAGAAUACUAAUAUGUUAUUACCAGUAUUUUCAAUAUAUGGUGCUGUGAAUACAUAUGAUAUUAAUUUUAAUACAGAAUCAAUUAAUUUUGGUUCAAUUGUACGUGGUAGUCAAUUAAGUAGACGUUUAGUUUUAAUGAAUACCGGUGAUUAUAAUACAAAAUUCGAAUGGGAUAAAUCAACUUUCACAUCGGAUUUAACUAUAGAACCAAUGAAUGGAUCCAUUGGUCCAGGAUUAGAAGUAACAUUUAUUUUAACUCUUAAACCAAGUAAAUUAACACGUGAAAUACGAAUAGAUAAUGUAACAUGUCAAAUUCAAGGUAUAGGAUCAAAAUUAAUUACUGUUAGUGGAGCGUGUGUGCCACCUACUAUUAUUAAAGAAAUACAACAAUUUUCAACGAUUGUUAGACAGCAAGACAUUAAAAAUCUACAGAUUGUUAAUCGUACAAAUGCUAAUUGGCAAAUCAAACCAAUUAUUGAUGGUGAACAGUGGGAUGGACCAAAAAUAAUUGAUAUACCCCCACAACAAAUAGGAAUUUAUGAAUUAACAUAUAAACCAUUAACAAUGACUUUAGAUGGAGCAAAACAUAAAGGUACAAUAUUCUUUCCAUUACCUGAUGGUACAGGAUUAUUAUAUAAUUUAUGUGGAACAUCUGAUGCACCAAAAUCAAUGAUGCGAAUAAAUCGUGAAAUUGAAUGUAGAAAAUUACAUACAGAAAUUGUACAAAUACCAAAUUGGUUAAAUAUAUCACAGAGAUUUCGUGUUUCAAGAGAAAUUCUUCGACCGGAUAAAUUAGAUCCAAGUACAACUAUUCAAGGAUUAAAUUAUUUAGAUGUACCAGCUGAUUCAAGUAAAGAGUAUAAAUUGAGUAUAUUUACUUAUCGAGAAGGUUUUACAUUGAUUAAAGUUACAUUUACAAAUGAAACAACUGGUGAAUAUCAAUAUUUUGAAGUGAAUUUUAAAUCUAUCAGAAAUAAAAGUUUAGAUGUGAUUAAAAUGCAAACACCUAUUCGUAAACCUAUUACAUAUACACUCAUAUUAGAAAAUCCUUUAUCAAUACCAGUGAAUUUUCAAAUGAGUACAAAUAUCUCGGAAGUUCAAUGUCCAAAUCAAUUACAAAUACCUGCUCAUUGUGAAGGUAAAGUAACACUUGAAUAUUUACCAAUUAAAAUUGGUCAAAAUAAUGGAAAAUUUGAAGCUAAUUGUAAUGAAUUAGGUUCAUUUAUUUAUGAAUUAAAUUUACAAGCUACACCAGCUAGUUUUGAAUCGACAAUACAUUUUCGUACAACCAUAGGACAACGACAUUGUCAAAUUGUAAAAUUUACAAAUUUAUCAAAAAAUAAAAAUGAAUUUAUUACUAAUGUUGCUAAUUCUGAUUAUCAUUGUGAAAAACAAAUAAUUGUAGCACCGGGGGUUGAAGCAUCAUUGGAAGUUGUAUAUGAACCAACUAGUGUGGGUAACUCACAGGCUACUUUAACAAUUACAAGUUCACAAGCUGGUGAAUACAGUUUUCUACUUAAAGGUACUGCUCUACUACCACAACCACAAGGUCCAAUAAUCAUAAAAGCUGGUGAAACAAAACAUAUCAUCUUCCGAAAUGUUUUCCCUACACCCAUACUUUAUUCAUUUCAGGUUGACAAUACUUUAUUCAAUCUACCGAAACAAAGUGAAGUUAUUAGACCUGGUAAAGAAUUUAGAAUACCUGUUGGUCUUGACGGUAAUAUCACUAAAUCUCCUGUAACGGGUAAACUAGUUGUGACAGCAGUCCGUGCACAGUCAAGUGCACGCACAAUCCGUAAAGGACCAUCAAAUGUAAUUAGUGAUACCACUUCUCUAUCAUCAUCAUCGUCUUCAUCAUCACCACAACAGCAACAGUCAAGCUUCAUUGAUUCUACAAUUACAGAAAAAGGCGAAGGAUUUCAAUGGGUUUAUUAUUUACGCGGUGUUACAGCAUAAAGAUGAACAAAUAUAUAGUCGGCAAUUGAUAAGUUUUCUAUAAAAGGAAGCCAGAGAAUUUAUUAAAUAGUAAACUCAAAUGAAAUACAAAUUUUAUAUUAUUGGCCUCAUUUUUCUGACAUCACUUUAAAGCUUAUAUGUCCCUUGAAAAGAACUAAAGAUGACCUUUGAAAACUUAAUCUCACUCUGUUCAUGCUUCUUCCUUAUGUUUAUUAAUGUGAUAAAUUGAGGUCACAAGUUA